Molecule: messenger RNA, 789 nt
Organism: Capsella rubella
Lineage: Eukaryota; Viridiplantae; Streptophyta; Magnoliopsida; Brassicales; Brassicaceae
Exons: 1
Coding region: 1-789 (262 amino acids)
Source: RefSeq, a predicted model, not a curated record
AUGGUGAUGAACACUUCUCCGGCGCCUGAAACGGCGAAGGUAGUCACAUCGGCUGAUGGUGAUGAGGAUGAACCAGUGUCUUCAAGCAAGUCCCCAUUUGCUCCCGUGGAAGUUGUUGAUGUAAUCGUCAAUCACAAUCCCGCUAAUUUGGGUUCUCCACCUCUAAAAGGAGCUUGGACGAAGAAGCUAAAAUUCAUCUCUUCAUCGGCCUCGCAACAAGCUGCAAGUGGAAUCACGGUUCCUGGUCUGGGGGCAUCCGUUCCUAAAUCAUCAAAGGAAGAUAAUCUGAGAUUUCCUUGGGCUGCUAAAAUGGAUCCGGCAGCAAGAAAUCUUUACAGAGCUACCUCACCGGAGUAUAUGGAAGACGGUACCCCAAAGGUAACAAUUCCAAGUCAUGUCUUGUUGCAAGGUCUUGAGAAUCAGAAGGAAUAUGUUCUAGGUCAGUUCUAUAGAUGUAGUCCUCCUCCUAGUGGCUUAAUUCAUGCUGUGAUAAAUAGAAUUUGGGGUAAGAAGUGUAGAAUUUUUAUGCGCAAGCUAGAUAAUUCUAAAUUUCUCUUCCAUAUUCCGGAUGCUUCAACCAGAGCUUGGGUUCUUCAAAGAGGAUUAUGGCAUGUUGAUGAUUGUCUUAUGUUUGUUGCUCCUUGGUCUGCUGCAGAUACAUUUGAUAUCCCAGAGAUAUCGACCAUUCCUGUUUGGGUAACACUUAAAAAUAUACCAAACAGGCUGUACUCAAUUUCAGGAAUUAGCCAUAUUGCAUCAGGGUUAGGUGCUCCUAUGGCUACACACUAA